AUGCCCCUCACAAACCGUCGCCGCGCACGGCGCAAGGAAAUUCAACUGCAGGAAACGUCCGAUGCAGAGGCUCCGGACUCAUCGCCCAGCCGGCCAUCCGCAAAGAAGCGCAAGCAUGAGUCCGGUGACGAAGCUGAGGACUCAGCGGGCGAACACGAACCCCCCACCAAUCAAGACCUGGUUGAUCUAGUUAUUUCAUACUUGAACACACCCCGCGAGGAAUUGCGCGUCUCACGCGACCACUCCAACACCAAGACCGAGAAUACACAGCGCAUCCAGGCUUAUGCUAAGAUCGCCGGCCGCAACUGGACCUAUUACGUCAAAACCCUGCAUGUCAAUAUUGGCCGCGAACCGGACCGCGAACAGCGGGCUGUCGAACAGUCCAGCCCCGUCACAAUUGCGGCUCGUGCGCUGCCAGAUGUUCAUGUCGACUUGGGUCCCAGCAAAUUCGUGUCGAGGUUGCAUGCCGAGAUCUUUUACGAUGGCGAGGAGAAUCCUGCCUGGCACAUCCGUGUCAACGGCCGGAACGGUGUGCGCUUGAACAAUGGCAUUGUGAAGCGCGGCACCGAUGCUAUCCUUUCGUGUGGCGACAUCAUCGAGGUGGCCAAUACACAAAUGAUGUUUGUUACGCCCGGCGACGAAGCCAAUAUCCAGCCCAGCUUUAUAGAGCGCGCCCAGCGCAUUGCUAGCGGACAGGAGCCCGACCCGGCUUCGGUUUCCUGGGAUGCUUCGCACCAUGCCCAUCCUCAGCAAUCCCAGAACAGCGAGGCGCGACCAUCUUCGUCUGGCGGGCCUUCAUUGGCGCCUGCUCCGAAGUUCAUCAAGCGCCAGGUGACGCCCCCGCCGCGGUCGCCUGAUACCGCGGGCCAGCGCACGGCUAAACAGUCCCCGCUUUACAACCGGGGCAUGAUGAUGGAGAGCACAGAGGAGAUCGAUUAUAGCAACGAUUCCUCCAAGGACCUGAAGCCGCCGUACAGCUAUGCAACGCUGAUUGCCCAGGCGAUCUUCUCAAGCGAAGAGGAGAAGCUCACGUUGAACAGCAUCUACAAUUGGAUCAAGGAUAAAUAUGCUUUCUACAGGCACUCCCAAAGCGGCUGGCAAAAUUCGAUCCGCCACAAUCUCUCGCUGAACAAAGCGUUCCAGAAGGUCCCCCGCCGGACCGACGAGCCGGGCAAGGGUAUGAAGUGGCAGAUCGCAGAAGAGUAUCGGGAGGAGUACCGGAAGAAGCAAACACGCAAAGGCGGCACACAAUCAUCUGCCCCGUCCUCACCGGCGACGAAAGAGCCCCCGUCAUCAGCACGCGGGACUCACGUUAGCAAACUCGACACCUCGUUCUCAGCAACAGCGAAAAAGUCACCACCGAUUUCAUCCCCGGGAUUCAGCUCAUUCCCUGUAGCUCCGGUGGAGGCCUACACACCAGAGCGUGGUUCCCGGCUCGGUCGAGGCCUCGGCUCCGACCACCCACUGCGACAUAUGAACCCCCCGCGACUACGACGAACCCUCGCCGCUCCCAUCGCGCUCGCACAACCACAACUCCAGCAUCUCCACGCAGCCGGAUCCCCGCCAGUCCUCUCCUCGUCCUACUACAACGAAGAACCCUCCUCGAUGAUCACCCCCGCCCCACAACGCCAACAACCCCGUCUGCCGCCCCCCAGCACAGCGCAGAUUCCGUCCAAGUUCAUGCCCAUGAGCUCGCCUGCGCAGUUCUGGAAGUUUGCUGAUAUCGGGAGUACCCCUGCCCGCCCGCCGCCAGACAUGAGUCCCCUGAAGGGCGAGGUCGAGGACCGCAUUAUCGGGGGGUUCCCGAGUAGCUCUCCCCCGCCGCCGAAUCUCGUUAGUCCCAGUAAGCCCGGAACGUCGAAUGGGCUUGGCUCGAGUCGGACCCUGCCCCCGCUCCAGUCGGAUUCGCGGGAUAUGGGACCCAAUGGGCAAUCUAAUGCGAGGAACGAAGAGCGGGAAGAGGAUGAAGAUGAUAAUGGAUCGGGUUUUGAUCUUGCUAGGGGCUUCGAACCUAUUGGCUCAUACCAUCGACAGCUAGGCAAUGCUGCCCGUGCGGCUGCUACUUGA
Molecule: messenger RNA, 2067 nt
Organism: Penicillium mononematosum
Lineage: Eukaryota; Fungi; Ascomycota; Eurotiomycetes; Eurotiales; Aspergillaceae
Product: putative forkhead transcription factor Fkh1/2
Exons: 4
Coding region: 1-2067 (688 amino acids)
Biological process (GO): regulation of transcription by RNA polymerase II
Molecular function (GO): RNA polymerase II cis-regulatory region sequence-specific DNA binding; protein binding; DNA-binding transcription factor activity, RNA polymerase II-specific
Source: RefSeq, a predicted model, not a curated record